Messenger RNA from Symphalangus syndactylus (siamang), 4151 nucleotides. RefSeq names its product kelch like family member 32 (gene KLHL32). Gene Ontology annotation, molecular function: protein binding. The record is from RefSeq and is a predicted model, not a curated record. NCBI's taxonomy places the organism in Eukaryota, Metazoa, Chordata, Mammalia, Primates, Hylobatidae.
CAAGGUGCGUCUCCAAUCUGACGCGACCGCCUGGGGCGGAGUCAGCGGGACGUGCCACCUGCAGUGCUGGCUAGUGCUUUUUAUUUACUAGGGAGCAGUUUCCCCGCGCGACAGUUCGGGAGCGCGCAGGCACUCGCGCGCACACACAUGCACGCAGGCACACACACACACACUUUCGCACACACAAACACGCUAGGAGGCUCGUCUUCGCUACUGCAUCCCCGAAUCAGCAGAGCGAAGCUACUGCGGGUUCUCUUAACCUGAGCAUCGUGGGGCGAAGCAGAGCCAUUGUGCAUCAAGGAGAGGCCGGUGCCUACGCUGCCGUCUCUGGCACCUAACCCAGCAGACCGCUCACCCCAUCGGGUACUUUGGAUUCUCCCCACAUUCUAAAAAUGUGCACAUUCAGUUCAUUGGUGUGUCUACAUUGUCCCAGAAUGAGUGAGUAUGUGUGUGAGUGCACCCUGUGAUGGGAUGGCAUCCUGUACAGGAUGGGUUCCCGCCUUUUGCCCUGAGCUGCCAGGAUGGGCUUCAGCCACCCAAGACCUUGAACUGGAAUAAUUGGUGGUUGACCACAAAGCUCCUGAGGACAUGCCCAAGCUCAGAGGAGCCCGACUAGAAUUUGGUCUGGAAGAGAAUCUUUGUCGUGCCAAUGGCUCAGAAGAUUGUAGAUGGUCACAGUUGAAAGAGAUCUCAAAGAAAUCUGCUUCUCGAAUGGAAAAUUAUAUUUCUGCAGACACUUAGCCAUGAGCUGGAAUGCUUGCUGAUUCCUCUGCACACUUCUAAGGCUGAGAACCUGAGGAACCCAGCUGGAAAAUGCCGUCUGAACGCUGCCUCAGUAUUCAAGAAAUGCUGACAGGCCAGAGGCUCUGCCACUCCGAAUCUCACAAUGACAGUGUCCUGGCAGCGCUGAAUCAGCAGAGGAGUGAUGGCAUCCUCUGCGACAUCACCCUGAUUGCUGAGGAACAGAAAUUCCAUGCUCACAAGGCAGUCCUAGCAGCAUGCAGUGACUAUUUCCGGGCAAUGUUCAGUCUUUGUAUGGUGGAAAGUGGAGCUGAUGAGGUUAAUUUGCACGGUGUGACCAGCCUUGGCUUAAAGCAGGCUCUGGAGUUUGCAUACACAGGACAGAUUUUGCUGGAGCCAGGUGUGAUCCAGGAUGUGCUAGCAGCGGGCAGUCACCUACAGCUGUUGGAGCUUCUCAAUUUAUGCUCCCACUAUCUCAUCCAGGAAUUAAAUAGCUUUAAUUACUUGGAUCUAUACAGACUUGCUGACCUCUUUAACCUCACUUUGUUGGAGAAGGCAGUGAUCGAUUUCUUAGUGAAACAUCUCUCUGAACUCCUGAAGAGCCGCCCAGAAGAUGUUCUAACGCUUCCCUAUUGCCUGCUUCAGGAGGUGCUGAAGAGCGACCGCCUGACCUCCCUGAGUGAAGAGCAGAUCUGGCAGCUAGCUGUGAGGUGGUUGGAACACAACUGCCACUACCAGUACAUGGACGAGCUCCUGCAAUACAUCCGCUUUGGCCUAAUGGAUGUGGAUACUCUCCAUACAGUUGCCCUGUCCCACCCCCUUGUCCAAGCAAGUGAGACUGCAACAGCCCUUGUCAACGAGGCCCUGGAAUACCACCAGAGCAUCUAUGCACAGCCCGUCUGGCAGACUCGCAGGACCAAACCACGGUUCCAGUCAGACACUCUGUAUAUCAUUGGUGGGAAAAAGCGCGAGGUCUGCAAGGUCAAGGAACUUCGGUACUUCAAUCCCGUUGAUCAGGAGAAUGCUCUCAUAGCCGCCAUUGCCAACUGGAGUGAGCUGGCUCCCAUGCCUGUGGGAAGGAGCCACCACUGUGUGGCAGUCAUGGGGGACUUCCUGUUUGUGGCAGGAGGGGAAGUUGAGCAUGCCAGUGGCCGGACGUGUGCCGUGAGGACUGCCUGUCGCUAUGACCCCCGCAGUAAUUCCUGGGCAGAGAUAGCACCUAUGAAAAACUGCCGGGAGCAUUUUGUGCUGGGUGCCAUGGAGGAAUACCUUUAUGCAGUUGGGGGCAGAAAUGAACUGCGCCAGGUUCUGCCUACAGUUGAGCGAUAUUGCCCCAAGAAGAACAAAUGGACUUUUGUUCAGUCCUUUGACAGAUCCCUUUCAUGCCAUGCUGGAUAUGUGGCUGAUGGUCUUCUUUGGAUAUCAGGUGGAGUAACUAAUACGGCACAAUAUCAGAACAGGCUAAUGGUGUAUGAACCUAACCAGAAUAAGUGGAUAAGCCGUAGCCCCAUGCUGCAGAGAAGGGUCUACCAUUCCAUGGCUGCUGUACAAAGGAAGCUUUAUGUUCUUGGAGGCAAUGACCUAGACUACAAUAACGACCGGAUCCUUGUGCGCCAUAUAGAUUCUUACAACAUAGACACUGACCAGUGGACACGUUGCAGUUUCAACCUGUUGACUGGCCAAAAUGAAUCUGGAGUUGCUGUCCAUAAUGGGAGAAUAUAUUUAGUUGGUGGAUAUUCAAUUUGGACAAAUGAGCCUCUGGCUUGUAUCCAGGUACUGGAUGUAAGCAGGGAAGGCAAAGAAGAAGUAUUCUAUGGGCCUACACUCCCUUUUGCUUCCAAUGGAAUAGCGGCAUGCUUCCUUCCAGCUCCAUAUUUUACAUGCCCUAACCUUCAAACUCUUCAAGUGCCUCAUCACAGGAUUGGCACCAUCUGAAAAACCAAUGCCAUCAUGAACAGGAGGAAAACAUAGCCCUGACUGUUGGAUACUGGGCAUGAAAAGACUCAGUGCUCAAUACUUCCUUGUCUUGCUUUAUAGGUCUUAUAUUCAGAUAAAUUUAAGCAAAAAAUGAACAAUUUUCUAAAAUACAUUAUUGAAAACUCUUGUCACCCUUCUCAGUGUAUGUCAACAUGCAAUAUGUAUGACUUUUAUUGUGGUAUAGCUUAGUGCCAAUUUAAGGUACAUUGUGUUCCAUGGGUCUUUAGAGCAUUCUUUGUACACUUUUUCUAAUCAGCACUGUCUUAAGACAACAUAACACUGUUAGUAAGGCAAUUUAUUGGACACAAUGGCAUCGAUGAUCUUAAAAAACUAUAUAUUCUGUACUUAAUCCCUUUAUUAUUUAAAGCUGGGCUUGUAAUUUUUCUUUUUAAAAUUUAACAUUAUGCAGCCCUGCUCAGUAGAGACUCAGUAUUAUGACAUCAUAAAUUUUUAAAUGCCAUAUUUUAUUCAAGGUGAUACGAAUAAUAGACAUACACUGGAACAGCAGUUGAAAUACCCAGAUUUUUCACCUUGGUUACUCUGACCUUGGGUCAGAACCUAACUUUACAGUGCUUCAGUUUUCCCACCUUUUAAGGAGGAUAAUUACUGAUUUCCAUGUUAAUUUAAAAGAACAUUAUGAGCAUUAGGUGAACACUUUGAAAUACUUUGCCUAAGAAAAAGAAAAAUGUUACUGAAAUUAUAAGGUAUUUUACUGUCUUUAGAGCCUUGUAAUUGAACACGGAGAUUAUUUUUGAAGUUUAAAAAUUACUAGAUAGAAUUUGGAAACAUGUUAUGGAAUAAAUGAAACAUGUUAUGGAAUAAAUGAUUCUAAAAAGCAUGUGAAAGAGACACACAAUUAGGAAAUAGGGAGUUUAUCGAAAUCUAAACUUGUACAGAUAUCUAAACUUGCCUCAAGUAACUCUCAGAUGUCUCAUUUAAAAUCAUUUAGUGAAAAAUGACAUUUAAAGCUAAAAAAUAAUUUAGUUGUACUAAUUAUGGUACCAUAAAGUGCUUUGACAUAAAUUUGAACCUAGAAUUGGCAGUUCUAAUAAAAGUUUUUCCACUUUGUUAAAGGUUAUGUCAAUCUUGAGUGCUUGUGGAAGUCUUCACCACCAAUACAUAUUUUAUUACUAUCACUUUUAAUAAUGCAUAGGAAUUCUUUUUUAACUAGUUUUUGGGUUUGCUUUGUCUAUAACAAAAAAUAAAUACAACUUAAUAAUCACAUUUGAAAACAAAUUUAACAAGUAUAAUGUGAGUUUUUCUUUUUUCCUAACUUCCUCGGGACCUAGGUCACCUUUAUUAAAAGGAAGAAUUCACUCUUUUUUCCUUGGCAGUUUAAUCACUCAGCAAUCCCUCUCUUAAAGGAAAUUGUUAUUUUAUUCAUGUAACCAUUUUUUUGUAAUCAAAAGUGAAUAAAAACGAUCUUUUUGUCU